AUGACCAUCUCUUCAUCAAUGCAUUUACAAUAUCUGUAUAAUCAAUAUGCUACAACAUAUCUUUCAUUCAGUGAACUAUAUACAUAUGAAGUUGUUAUUCUGUUAAUAUAUGGUAUUAUGAUUAUCUUCUCCUUUUGUACCAAUUUCAUUGCUAUUGUUAUCUUUUUCUUCGGUCGUCGCUCUCGUUCUGAAUUAACACCAUUUCUAUUAAAUUUAUCUGUAUUUAAUAUAAUCAUGACUGUGUAUUGUAUUCCAUUUACAAUGACGUCAAUUAUAUUCCAACGAUGGCUGUUUGCAAGCACGUUAUGCACUGUUUUGGAUGGUUUAAAAACUUUCUCCGUCUCCGGCGUUCUACUAACAUUAAUAACCAUCGCUAUCGAUCGAUAUUGCGUUGUGAAAUAUCCGUCGAUGAUCAAAAUGUAUUCUCCGAAAAAACGAAAUUUGGUUGCAAUAUUGACCAUUUGGAUUUUAAGCAUCUUAUUAGCAAUAGCCUGGUCACCUGCUCGUUCGUCUCCGACACAGGAAAAACGUUUAUGGAUUAAUUCACGUACGUUAUUGAAUGAUUACAUGAAAUCACUCGAUAAUUACACCGACACUUCGAGAUCAAAUGAUUAUUUAGCAAAACUUGAAUAUAAAGUCAUCGACACAUUACAAUGUUUACCGAAUAAGAUCGCUCGACCGGUGGAAGUUCAACGAGCGAUAUUAAACUCUCUACAAACAUAUUUCUUCCCGUUAUUUAUACUUGGUUUUGUUUAUUUACGCAUCGCUGUCAUAUUAUGGCAACGCCGAAAUGACGUUAAUUAUGACCUGAAUAAUGGCGCAACAAAAAAUCUUUUCACAAAUGAAACAAUUCAAUUUAAAAAGAAAUUAAAACAGGGAAUCAAAAUGUUGAUUGCUGUUGUGGCACUCUAUGCUAUACUUUGGUUGCCGAUGAAUGUUUUCCAGUUAUGUUUGAAUCUCCUCUGCUUCACGGGAACCAAACAUCAGAAAUUUUGUGCACAUCCGACAUUAAUUAAACUUCUCUAUAUAGCUUGUCAUUUUCUCACAGUAUCAAAUACUGCACUCAAUCCGAUCAUUUACGGAUUCACAAACAAUCGAUUUCGAAGUGAUAUUCGACAGUUACGUCGCCGGUUAAUUCAUUGUCAAGCCCGAACACCGUCCUAUUUGCAAUCUCAGCCAUUGCGAACUGGAAAAGAUGUUCAAGAUCGUCCCCUUAAACAAAAGUGCACUCCGAACUUGACUGCAUCGAAAACGCCGCGCAUUCUUAUCCAACCAAAAUACCGACGACCGAUAUCUCUCAGUGAACAGAAUAGAGUACCGCGGCCAAUGUAUUCAUUUAAUUUAUCAACUAAAGACGUUAUGUUCUCGAGCGCACGCCAUACAACGUAA
This is a messenger RNA of Adineta ricciae, 1389 nucleotides long. Lineage: Eukaryota; Metazoa; Rotifera; Eurotatoria; Adinetida; Adinetidae. The record is from the annotation of a GenBank genome assembly.